AUGGCCUCAGCAGUCAGCCCCUCAAGUCAUCUCCUGCACAUCCACCCUUACCCCUACACGCCAGCGUUCGAAGCAGUCCACUCUGCACUCUGGACCGUCAACGACCCGGAAGAGGAGGUGAAAAUCCACCGAAAGCUCGUACUCAAUGUUCUCAAGGCAGCUCAAUCGUAUCUCCUAGACAUCCUGGAAGGGUUCGAUAAGCAUGACGCCCUUCGCGACUUCCGUGACGCCGCCAUCAAGGUCGUCCAAGACCAGCGGGAUACGGACGUGCGAGAGCGAGACGAUCGUGUGGCGCGGCUUGCCAGUCUCACUCCCAACAUGCUGUACGCAGAGCGGGCCAAGUGGGUGCUCGACGGUAUCGUACCUCUUCCUGACCCCGCGCCGCGGCCCGACGUACCAACACUGCUCGAGGAGGCAGUACAGCGUGUGGCGGACCGACGCGUCCGCGCAGGAAACCACCACGAGGCACCCGUAUACAGGUUUGCGACCUCUGUUGUGAGGGCUAUCGCUGGAUAUGUCCAUGUCACUACGGACUGGAGGCGGAUUCUGUGGCAGCUCUCCGUGUAUGCCUACCCGAAGCGGGCGAGGGAGCCGGCCCCAGUGGCUCAGGCCGUGAUGGAUAUGAGAGACGGUGUCAGGGGGGCCGUUUCGGGACUCGCGAAGGAUGUUCGGAGACAGCUCGGCCCGGCGACGAAGCUCUAUGUCGAGUAUCGCGACUGCAAAGUUAGGAACGCGAGGGUUGGGAUUACACUCUAA
Messenger RNA from Trichosporon asahii var. asahii CBS 2479, 756 nucleotides. RefSeq lists its product as uncharacterized. The coding region runs from base 1 to 756 and encodes 251 amino acids. The transcript has a single exon. The record is from RefSeq and is a predicted model, not a curated record. Lineage: Eukaryota; Fungi; Basidiomycota; Tremellomycetes; Trichosporonales; Trichosporonaceae.